Lampris incognitus (smalleye Pacific opah) is the source of this 2520-nucleotide messenger RNA. Its product is annotated as extracellular calcium-sensing receptor-like. Gene Ontology annotation, biological process: G protein-coupled receptor signaling pathway. The coding region runs from base 127 to 2520 and encodes 797 amino acids. Gene Ontology annotation, cellular component: membrane. NCBI's taxonomy places the organism in Eukaryota, Metazoa, Chordata, Actinopteri, Lampriformes, Lampridae. The transcript has 6 exons. The record is from RefSeq and is a predicted model, not a curated record. Gene Ontology annotation, molecular function: G protein-coupled receptor activity.
UGCCGGCUCCGAGGAAGGGCCAAUCCACCUGAACUGAGCCAGGAUGGGGACCUCAUUAUCGGAGGCAUUUUCUCCUUCCGCACAGGGCAAGACUAUGUCGUUAACUCAUUUCAGACAAUUCCACAGAUGCGGAAAUGCAAUAACUUUAAUUUUAGAGAAUUCAAAUUUGCUCAGACAAUGAUCUUUGCCAUAAAUGAGAUCAACAGAGAUUCAAACCUCCUUCCUGAUGUUAAGCUUGGCUAUAAGAUCUAUGACAACUGUGGGACUAUGGAUAUACUGAGAGCUGCCAUGUCUCUGGCAAGCGGACAAAGGAGAGAAAUAUAUGAAAACAACUGCACAGAAGGUGACACUGUCCAAGCUAUCCUCGGACAUUCAGGAUCAAGACCAACUAUUUCAUUCGCUCAGAUCGUGGGGAGAUUUCAUAUACCCGUGAUAAGCCACUUUGCCACCUGCGCCUGUCUGAGCGACAGAAAGAAAUACCCAUCCUUCUUCAGGACUAUUCCCAGUGACUACUAUCAGAGCAGAGCCCUGGCAAAGCUGGUAAAACACUUUGGCUGGACCUGGAUAGGGGCAAUAGCUGUUGAUAAUGAGUACGGCCUCAACGGCAUUGCAAAAUUCAUUCAAUCGGCACAAGAAAUCGGCAUUUGCAUUGAAUAUUAUGAAGCUUUUUCUCAGACAUGGCCAGCUCAUAAGCAGAGCAGAGUCAUAGACACCAUAAAGCAAUCCACUUCCAAGGUCCUCGUAGCAUUUAUGUCUCAUCGAGAGAUUAAAGUACUGGCAGCCAAGUUGUACAAGCAGAACAUCACCGGGUUGCAGUGGGUCGGCAGUGAUGCCUGGAUCACAGACCACUCUCUGACUGACAGCGAGGGACACAGCGUUCUGGUGGGAUCCGUGGGCUUCACUGUCAGAAGAGCUCAGAUCCCCGGGCUGAAAGAGCACCUCAGCCAGGUUCACCCGUCCAAGUUCCCCAACAGCCAGUUUGUUAAAGAUUUCUGGGAAGCCGUGUUUGACUGCUCUCUGAACGGGGCCACGAAGACAGCCGUGAGGAAGCCGUGCAGCGGCUCCGAGAGCUUACGAGACGUCGAAUCACAAUUCACCGACGUCUCCGAGCUGAGGUUCACCAACAAUGUGUACAAGUCGGUUUACGCAGUCGCUCACGCCCUUGACGACCUGUUCAAAUGUGAGGAGGGUAACGGCCCCUUCUCCAAUGGGAGCUGUGCUGAUGUUAAACACAUCAAGCCGUGGCAGGUUCUGCAUUAUCUCGGAGCGGUGAAUUUCACCACAGAGGAAGGGGAGAAAGUCUAUUUUGACAGUAGUGGAGACUCGCCGGCAACGUACGAACUUGUCAAUUUACAAAGAACGAAUAAGGGCACCAUGGGAGGUGUCCCGAUUGGUAUCUAUGAUGCGUCUCUUGCUGAGAGCCAUCAGUUUGUACUGAAUGACAUCUCGGCCGUAUGGGGUGGCGGGCUGAGCAAGAUCCCUGUGUCAGUGUGCAGCGAGAGAUGCCACCCGGGAACUCGUAAAGUGCUGCAGAAAGGAAGGCCGGUCUGCUGCUACGACUGUGUACCUUGUGCGUUAGGAGAGAUCAGCAACGUCACAGAUUCAAUUCACUGCAUGAAGUGUCCACUUGAAUACUGGCCCAACAAAUACAGGGACACCUGCAUCCCCAAAGAAAUUGAGUUCCUGGCAUUUGACGAGACCAUGGGAACGCUCCUAGCCAUGUUCUCCUUGCUGGGAGUAUUUCUGACGGUGAUCAUUACGCUGGUCUUCUACUGCCACAAAGAAACCCCACUAGUCCGAGCCAAUAACUCUGAGCUGAGCUUCCUGCUGCUCUUCUCUUUGACUCUGUGCUUCCUUUGCUCUCUGACCUUCAUCGGCCGGCCCUCCAAGUGGUCCUGCAUGCUGAGGCACACGGCGUUUGGCAUCACCUUCGUCCUCUGUAUCUCCUGUGUGCUGGGGAAGACCAUAGUGGUGUUGAUGGCCUUCAGGGCCACACUCCCAGGCAGUAAUGUAAUGAAAUGGUUCGGCCCCGCUCAGCAGAGACUCAGCGUCGUGGCUUUCACUCUCGUCCAGGUCCUCAUUUGUAUCCUCUGGUUGACGAUUAGCCCGCCAUUUCCUUUUAAAAACUUCCAACAUUUCCAAGAGAAAAUCAUCCUCGAAUGUGCGCUAGGCUCAGCUGUUGGGUUCUGGGCGGUUCUGGGCUACAUAGGCCUCUUGGCUAUGUUGUGUUUUGUGCUGGCCUAUCUGGCCCGAACGCUUCCCGAUAACUUCAACGAAGCCAAGUUCAUCACCUUCAGCAUGUUGAUAUUCUGCGCCGUCUGGAUCGCCUUUAUCCCGGCAUAUGUCAGCUCCCCCGGGAAGUUCACCGUCGCUGUGGAGAUAUUUGCCAUCCUGGCCUCCAGUUAUGGACUGCUCUUCUGCAUUUUUCUCCCAAAAUGUUACAUCAUACUACUGAAGCCCGAGCAGAAUACCAAAAAACACAUCAUGGGAAAGACGUCCAAUUCUGAUAUCAGUUACUAA